This is a messenger RNA of Centruroides sculpturatus (bark scorpion), 737 nucleotides long. RefSeq lists its product as uncharacterized. The record is from RefSeq and is a predicted model, not a curated record. Bases 102 to 737 code for a protein of 211 amino acids. The transcript is spliced from 2 exons. Gene Ontology annotation, cellular component: membrane. NCBI's taxonomy places the organism in Eukaryota, Metazoa, Arthropoda, Arachnida, Scorpiones, Buthidae.
UUUAAAGGUGAAUGGUACUUCAUUCAAUCUGAUAGGGCUCGCCGUCGUGGACCACUCAAUAGUGCAAAGACAAUUCAGAAUUUUUUAAGUUCAAGAUAACAAUGAAUAAACAGGUAAGAAGACACGAUUCUUCAAAGAAAACGAAAUGUUUGUGUCUGACAAACAGCUUAUCCAAUAUAAUUGGUCGACUUGGUGUAGUAAUUAGUCGAUAUCCCAUCUAUUUUGUUAUUAUUCCUGUCAUUCUCUCCGGUUUAUUAUCAAACGGACUUAUCAGGCUUCAAACCAAUGAAGACAUCGAUUUUCUCUUAACUGCAGACAGUGGUAAAUAUUUUGAAGCCAAACAGUUUAUAGAUAAGACAUUUGAUACCAAUUCGGGUAGUUUCGAUUUUUUACGACUUACUAAACGACCGCUUUUUCCAAUGAUUUACAUAGUAAAUGACAGAGAAAGCAACAUUUUACACAAAAAGUUCUUAAACGAAAUACAAAUUGUAGAUAAGGUUGUAAAAAAUACCACAGCUUCUGUAGAUGGAAUAAAUAUUGCUUACUCGGACGUGUGCUACAUUGAAGAUGGCAAGUGUUUAGAAAAUACUCUUAUUGAUCUGCUAAACGACUCCGAAAAUGCUAUUCAUGAAAUAUUAAAAAUGAAGUAUCCUGUUACUAUGGAUCCUCUAACAUACGCGUACAAAAUCCUCUGUCUGAAUUUAGGAGGGGUGACGACAGAGACAAAGGAUACAUAA